Molecule: messenger RNA, 861 nt
Organism: Rhopalosiphum padi (bird cherry-oat aphid)
Lineage: Eukaryota; Metazoa; Arthropoda; Insecta; Hemiptera; Aphididae
Product: tigger transposable element-derived protein 6-like
Exons: 1
Coding region: 1-861 (286 amino acids)
Cellular component (GO): nucleus
Molecular function (GO): DNA binding
Source: RefSeq, a predicted model, not a curated record
AUGGACGGCUCCGAAAAGUUAACUCCACUCCUCAUAGGAAAAGCUGCCAAACCUAGGUGUUUUAAGGGCAUACGUUCAUUUCCUAUAACUUAUCGUUCAAAUAAAAAGGCAUGGAUGACGACAGAAUUAUUUAAUGAAUGGUUGUUUUCACUCAAUGAAGACAUGAAAAAACAGGAACGAAAAAUUCUACUGUUUUUAGAUAACUGUACAGUUCAUAAUAACCCCCCACCUUUAACUAAUAUAGAACUUCAAUUUUUUCCUCCUAACACCACAUCGAAGUUGCAACCACUCGACCAAGGUAUAAUUAAGAAUUGUAAAACUUUUUACCGUCAAGAAGUUGUAAAGAAUGUUUUGGAAUGCAUUGAAAGUGAACAAACGCCAAACAUUAGUGUAUUGACUGCUAUGAUAUUUGUUGAUAAGGCAUGGAAAAAAGUGGCUCCUUCUACGGUACUCAAGUGUUUUAAAAAAUCGGGAUUUACCAUAGAAAUUCAAGAAACAGAAAACGACCAGUUGAAUAUUGAAUCGAUACAAUGGAAUUCCCUGCCAACUCAAGAAAAUGUAUCUUUCACUGAUUAUGUCAAUGUAGAUGAAGAUGUUGCUGUAUGGGGAGUCAUCUCUGACGCCGAAAUUUUGGAAAAUACAUUAAGCAUUGAUGAAGACAAUGAAGAUGACUCAAGUCCUCUACCUCUUGUGACUUUAAAAGAAGCCAGUUCAUCCUUGGAAAAAUUACGAAAUUUUUCGCUCCAGUCAGAAGUCACUGUUGAGGUUUUUGAUGCUUUAUUUACUAUAGAAAAUACUAUUGAAAAAAUGAAACUAAAUUCAAUGAAGCAGAAAACCAUUACAGAUUUCUUUAAAAAAUAA